This is a messenger RNA of Archocentrus centrarchus (flier cichlid), 1117 nucleotides long. RefSeq names its product N-terminal Xaa-Pro-Lys N-methyltransferase (gene ntmt2). The record is from RefSeq and is a predicted model, not a curated record. Gene Ontology annotation, cellular component: cytoplasm. The coding region runs from base 186 to 1067 and encodes 293 amino acids. Gene Ontology annotation, molecular function: N-terminal protein N-methyltransferase activity. Lineage: Eukaryota; Metazoa; Chordata; Actinopteri; Cichliformes; Cichlidae. Gene Ontology annotation, biological process: N-terminal protein amino acid methylation. The transcript is spliced from 4 exons.
GGUGCUGCCCUGUGAAAAAGAUCUCUGCUGACUAUUUGAACACUGGCAGAGACAUGUUGAACACUCAGCUAGACAGAUAUAGCAGCAGCUGGAGAAACAGUGUCCAUAGCAUUCAGUCUGUUAAACUUCUUUUUUAUACCACUGCUCUUCAGAAUCGUUGUGGAUAAAAAGAAAAACAGGACACAAUGGAGAUUACACUUGAAGAUGACAAUAGCAGCUCCUCACUAAACUUUGAGUACAAGGGUGCUCACCAGGCGUUCAGGGAUCGCUGGAAAGAGACAGAUGACACUAUGUGUCGCCACAGCAUGUCCUUUCACCUCCACCACACACUGAGGAGUGAGUUCUUUGCCAGUUACCUGUACUUGCUAGAGAAGACUCCUCUGGUGAAGCUGUUUCCAGUCACCUGUGAGUACAUCAAAGGAGAAAAACAGUUCUACUACAGAGCUCAGAAGUUCUAUGAGGAUGUCCCUGCCUCAGAGGAGGGCAUGAUGGGAGAUUUUGUAGAGAUAUCCAAUGUUGAUCUGGAAGGUUCUCGUCAGUUUUUGAAGCAGUUUGUGGGCCCUGGUAAAGCAGACACACACUGUGCUCUGGAUUGUGGAUCUGGGAUUGGGCGAGUAGCCAAAGGCGUCCUCCUUCCCAUCUUUGAGAAAUUGGAGAUGGCAGAUAUGAUGGAGCACUUCCUGCUCCAUGCACACGAGGAGUAUUUGGGUGAUGAUGCUGACCGCAUUGAGACCUACUACUGUUACAAUCUGCAAGAUUUUACGCCUCCAAAAAACAAGUAUGAUGUCAUAUGGAUGCAAUGGGUGGCAUGCCACCUAACAGACAAGGACCUAAUGAACUUCUUGUUUCGCUGCAAAAAGAGUCUGCGUCCAAAUGGUGUUAUUAUAAUGAAGGACAAUAUGGCUAGGCAAGGCUGCAAGCUGGAUCCCAUUGAUAGCAGCAUUAGCCGCCACCUGGACAUCAUGAAGAUCAUCAUUGCCAAGGCUGGAUUGGAGGUCUUGGCUGUUGAGAGGCAGGGAGGCUUCCCUGAGAUCGUCAUGCCCAUUUGGAUGAUUGCUAUGAAGUAGAAGAAACAUUUUUUGUGCAGUUUCAUCUUAUGUGCUUUAAAAAUUACUAA